Oncorhynchus keta (chum salmon) is the source of this 1090-nucleotide messenger RNA. Its product is annotated as probable serpin E3. The record is from RefSeq and is a predicted model, not a curated record. The transcript has 5 exons. Lineage: Eukaryota; Metazoa; Chordata; Actinopteri; Salmoniformes; Salmonidae. Bases 1 to 990 code for a protein of 329 amino acids. Gene Ontology annotation, molecular function: serine-type endopeptidase inhibitor activity. Gene Ontology annotation, biological process: negative regulation of endopeptidase activity.
AUGCAGGUGCAGGACUUCCUGUUGCGGUCGCAGAGGGACGUGGGUAACUCCAGUCAAGGGGUGUGGCUCCAGCAGGCCUGCGCCCUAUUCAUCCAGACCGGCGUCCAGCUCCUUCCUGUUUUUACCCAGCAUGCAGCAGCCCUGAGCAACAGCAGUCUGGUCCGAGCCAACUUCAGUCAGCACAACCAAACCCGCAGCCAGCUGCAACAGUGGGGACGUAACCACGGCACCGGUGAGCCGCUCCAGUCCGGUGGCAGCGGGGAGCUGUUUGGGUCUGGCGAGGCCCAGGGAGAGACCUCGUUGUGGGCCAAGCGGCUGCAGAUGGCCCUGGUCAACACUGUAAACUUCCGGGGAGUGUGGCAGAAGCAGUUCCUCUUCACUGAUACCCAGAACCUUCCCUUCACCCUGUCGGACGGCAGCACCAUCAAGGUGCCCAUGAUGCACCAGGCCACAGAGGUCAACUUUGGGCAGUUCCGCACCUUGUCAGACCAGCGUUACACAGUCCUGGAACUGCCGUACCUGGGCCGCUCCCUCAGUCUGCUGGUGGCCCUGCCCAGUGACAGGAAGACACCUCUGUCCUCGCUGGAAUCCCAGAUAACACCCCGCGCUGUAGCCACUUGGGACACUGGCCUCCGCAGAACAAAGAUGGAUGUCUUCCUCCCCAGGUUUAAAAUGCAGAGUAGGUUCAACCUGAGGUUGGUUCUGCCGUCAAUGGGGGUCAGAGACGCCUUCAACCCAAUGGCAGCAGACUUCACCGGCAUCUCAGCAGAGGAAGGCCUGUAUGUGUCAGAUGCCUUUCAUGAGGCCAGGAUAGAGGUAACAGAGGACGGGACCAAGGCAGCGGCAGCAACCGCUAUGGUGCUACUCAAACGAUCCCGAGCUCCCGUCUUCAAAGCAGACAGACCUUUCUUCUUCCUCCUGCGACAAGUCAGCACAGGAUCUGUUCUAUUUAUGGGGCGUGUGAUGAAUCCAGCUGAACAGGCACCCUAGGACCUCCUCUACCACCCUAGGACCUCCUCAACCACCCUAGGACCUCCUCAACCACCCUAGGACCUCCUCAACCACCCUGGGACCCCCUCAACCACCCUGG